AUGGCGACUGCUAAUCUUUCAUUCUUCACGCUUCCCGCCGUGGUGCUCGGAACCUGUAUUGGUCCGCAUGGCUAUGCCAUCCUUCACGCUCGGAAUCACUACGACAAUGCCUAUCCUCGCAAAUUCAACGAUGCCAUAGCCGAGUCUGAGACUCUCGACAAAGAGGCCAAAGCUCGCAUCCUUCGCGCCCAAGCAGCAUCCGACAAUAGCUUCGAGACGCUCGGCUACUUUGCCGCCGCAGUCGUGGCCGGAAAUUAUGCGGGUUUGGAGAGCUCUUCCUUGAACUUUCUCAGCAUUGGCUAUCUAGUUACGCGCCUCGCUUACGUGGUGACGUACAUCAAGCUGCAGGAUAACCGCAUGUAUCACGUACUACGUAGUGUCUUUUGGGAGGCAGCCUUCUGCUUUUCGUCUGCGCUCUGGAUCAAGGCUGGUCUGAACAUGAUGAGAAAAUAG
Molecule: messenger RNA, 453 nt
Organism: Cordyceps fumosorosea ARSEF 2679
Lineage: Eukaryota; Fungi; Ascomycota; Sordariomycetes; Hypocreales; Cordycipitaceae
Product: Membrane-associated, eicosanoid/glutathione metabolism (MAPEG) protein
Exons: 3
Coding region: 1-453 (150 amino acids)
Cellular component (GO): membrane
Source: RefSeq, a predicted model, not a curated record